AUGUCGCAGGCUGCCCCUAACACUCCUUCCGUGGUCGUGAACGGGACCAACAACAAGCAACAAGUCCCGCUACGGGACUACUUGAAUGCGAGAGUUGCGCCAUUCUUGAAGAAAGCCAUCACAGAGAGUCUAGGCGUCGAAGCAGAGUUUCCUCUUCAAUGGCUGGGAGAAUGCCUAAUCCAUCAGUCAAUCCUAUACGAAGGCAACCCGGACCGAACCAACAUCCGCGAAAGAUUCUUGUACAAAUUCGAGGCUCCGGCACCUCACCAAGAGACAACCCAGCCAACUGCGCCGUCAGAACCCCAGGAAACGCAGCAAGACAAGCCGGAGUCUGAACGUCCACAGGUCGUGGUAGAUGAGCCCAUCCAGCCCGCGUUGGAGCCGGUAGCAACCUCCGAAGUUCCUGUGCCAGAAACGCCUUCUGGACAAGAUAUGCCAGCCACCAAUGGCAUGAAGCAGGAAGAAAAGAAGGAAGAGCAGAAUACACCGAGGGAUGAUGAUACGGAGAUGGGAGGCAUAUCAUGA
This is a messenger RNA of Capronia coronata CBS 617.96, 525 nucleotides long. RefSeq lists its product as uncharacterized. The coding region runs from base 1 to 525 and encodes 174 amino acids. The record is from RefSeq and is a predicted model, not a curated record. The transcript is spliced from 2 exons. NCBI's taxonomy places the organism in Eukaryota, Fungi, Ascomycota, Eurotiomycetes, Chaetothyriales, Herpotrichiellaceae.